AAUUAAUGUCUAGUGCAAAAUUCUAACUAUACUACAGUAGUUUAGUAGUUUACAUUAAUACUACUGGAAGCAAAAAUUUCAAAUUUAGUAUAUUAUUAAAAAGAUCCAAGCUAAUUUAGAGGGAGGGCCCAUACGAAUAUUAAGUGAUCAGUGCAGUUACUGUGGGAUAACGUAGUAUUGAAGUAUUGGUUGGAUUGAGAAAAAUGCCCAAAACUGUGGACAAAGAGGUGGUCGAGAGCUAUGUGAAUGAGUUCAAUGAUGUGGCAGAGGGUAUGCCCAUUGAAUUGUCUCGUAUUAUAUCCGAGGGAUUGGGAUGUGAUUGCGAUAUAAACACGAAAAUCAAGGAAAUUGAAGACAUUUGGAGCCAAGUGUCGGAGGAAGCCAGUGAUGGGCGCAAACAGAUUCUGGUGAACCGUAUCGAGAAUUGCUUGAAACAAAUGCAAGAGAUUUAUGAACACAAACUUGAAUUGAGUCAACGACUGGUCACCAAAAUUAGGGCCAAAGAGACACAACUGAAUGAAAGCUACAAUGGAUUGCUUCUGUACGACAGGACACAGCCAUUCACUUACGGCACCAGAAGUGGCCGACUCUUCAACGGCCAAUCGCCUCAUCAAACACCUAAUCCCUGACCCAUUCAUACAUUUCCUUAUCUUUCAAUUACUAAUACAAUUUAAUAAUAAUGUGAACCAACUUUCAAUGUUUAGACUAAUAUAAAACAAAUGUCAUUUCAUGC
Oppiella nova is the source of this 733-nucleotide messenger RNA. The record is from the annotation of a GenBank genome assembly. NCBI's taxonomy places the organism in Eukaryota, Metazoa, Arthropoda, Arachnida, Sarcoptiformes, Oppiidae.